CCCCAGAAGACCGGCGACUGGCCCGCUUCGUAUUGUUGGGAUUCGGCGGUGCACUUCAGUCCUCAGUCGGGUGUUUGUUUGUAACGAGCGCGCAAAGUGUGUCACUUGCGGCUGGUUGCGUCGUUCGCGCAUCAUAUAGCGAUCGAGUGAAUAACAGUUGUUUUUCUCGCGCAUCACUGUGUGCUGCUAUACUGCUGCUAACCAAAGGAUCCGUUCCGCGCGAAGUAACGAGCUAAAACAAAACCAAAAGAUGACAACUUGGCAAGCACCUGGUGCGGGAUUCUAUCCAGGGCAACAAGGUCCACAUCCAUACCCUCAACAAAAUCCUGGGUAUCCACCACCGCAAGAAGGCUAUCCAUAUCCUCCACAAAAUCCAGGAUAUCCACCACCUUACUCCGGUGGAAAUCCGCCAGGUCCAGGAUUUAUACCUCCACCAGGUGCUCCACCUUACGGUGAGGCACCGCCAAUUGGUUCAGGAUUCGGAGGAAUACCACCAGUUCAAUCAGGGAUGUACGGGUCUAGCUAUGGAGAAGACCCUCUGCAGGAUGAGAUCAAAGGAUUUGAAUUCAAUGAUAAAACCAUUAGGAAUGGCUUCAUCAGGAAAGUAUAUAGCAUCCUGAUGUGUCAGUUACUCAUCACAUUUGGGAUGAUUACUUUGUUCCUCUAUCAUAAACCAACACAGCAAUGGGCCAUGAGACAUACAGAAUUGUUUUGGAUCGCCUUUGCUGCAACUAUCAUCUUGAUCAUAUGUAUGGCUUGCUGUACCAAUGUGAGACGUAAGGCCCCGAUGAACUUCAUAUUCCUGUUUUUAUUUACAUUGGCGGAAGCUUUCUUGCUGGCUCUAGCUUCUUCGACUUACAAAAGUGAAGAAGUUAUGUUAGCUGUUGGAAUUACAGCGGCGGUUUGUCUAGGACUGACAAUAUUCGCAUUUCAGACGAAAAUUGAUUUUACAGGAUUACAUACCGUUCUAUUUGUCGCUGUGCUCAUCUUACUUAUUUUUGGUAUAGUCGCGAUGAUCUGGCCUGGAAAAAUUAUGACUUUGGUUUAUGCGUCGCUCGGUGCAUUAAUAUUCUCUUUCUAUCUGAUCUAUGAUACGCAAAUGAUGAUAGGUGGAAAGCACAAAUAUUCCAUUUCGCCAGAGGAGUACAUCUUUGCCGCGUUGAGUCUGUAUCUAGAUGUUGUUAACAUUUUCAUCUACAUCCUGACUAUUAUUGGCGCUUCGCGAGACUAAUUGCUGUCAAUUCUAUUUUGACUUGUAUUGUAACUACUACAAGAUACACAAGCAGCUUUUACUUAUCGCCGUCCUGCUCUGGCUCUCUGCAGUUAUCGUCCUGAGAGUACACUGUAGGCGAGCAAAUAAUGAAGUGUAAAGAAGUAUAAUAUUGGCAAGAUUUUAAUUUCUAUGAACAGGUAGUUUUUACAAAUUUUUGAAGAUUAAUGUGUACAAACAGCACGCUUGGAUUCAAAGCCUCUUAUUUACGUCCAUAAGGCGUAAUACAAAGUGUUUCCUAUCUUCUCUUAGGUAUGAAACCAAAUAUAAAUUCUUAUAAUUGCUUUAAUAGGAUAGUAUGCAUUAUUAUUAUUAUU
Messenger RNA from Formica exsecta, 1587 nucleotides. It is a transcript of the gene Lfg, whose product is annotated as protein lifeguard 1. NCBI's taxonomy places the organism in Eukaryota, Metazoa, Arthropoda, Insecta, Hymenoptera, Formicidae. The transcript is spliced from 7 exons. Gene Ontology annotation, cellular component: membrane. The coding region runs from base 251 to 1231 and encodes 326 amino acids. The record is from RefSeq and is a predicted model, not a curated record.